Ambispora gerdemannii is the source of this 873-nucleotide messenger RNA. Lineage: Eukaryota; Fungi; Glomeromycota; Glomeromycetes; Archaeosporales; Ambisporaceae. The record is from the annotation of a GenBank genome assembly.
AUGAAGGAUAUUUUCGAGAAGUUUCCGCACGAAAUUAUUGCAAAAGUGUUUUCACUUUUAAACGGGAUUGAUCUUUAUUCAAUUUCUUUGGUAAAUAAGAAUUUACUAACUCACACGAAAGACGGCCUCGUUUGGAAACUCGCCUGUCAAAACGAAUUCAAAAGGGUCAUUAUCAAUGAAUGGCUUUCACAUGAAUCAACAUCAUCAUUGAAUCAAGGACAUGUGCAAUGGCGAAACCUAUAUAGCAAACUACGAAAUUCAAUUUCAUACUUUUGUCAAGAUGAAAAAUGCGUGUCUUGUAAUGCUCCAAAACUUGACAAUGGAUUAGCGAGAUACCGGAUUGUACCAGACGAAGAAAGUCACUUUGGAAAAGCACUUCAUUUACAAAACAUUUGGUUGUUUGAGAUUAAUACAAAUAUUACAGUGGCGCCAGGAACUUAUGAUAUUUUGAUUCGUGUGAAAUGCGAGAAAAAACAUCAAGGUCUUGGCGGAUUGAGAUUCUGUACAGAAGUUUUGAAUAAAAAAAAGAAGACUAAGGAAAUAUACACAUGUUCUCCUCAAAAGGCUGUAUAUCAUCAACUUGCAAGCCGUAAUGAGUGGGUAGAACUAAUGCUGUCCUACGUGAUCACAAUACCAGAAAGAAAGAAUAAUACAGAAAAAAAAUAUAAGUUAGCUUUUAAUAUAUCCGAGGAAAAGAAAUACAUGAAAUCUGGGUUGUUGCUUGAUUACGUAAGGUGCCGACCACAUGUAGAAGACAAACUCCCGCAUUUCUCUCGAAUGAUUUCACCUGUUUCUUUGAUGCACGGAAUAUUAUCAACUGGAACUACGAGUUCGGUACGACAAAUUCGUCGAGUUCGGGGGUGGAUUGGAUAG